Molecule: messenger RNA, 3152 nt
Organism: Nematolebias whitei (Rio pearlfish)
Lineage: Eukaryota; Metazoa; Chordata; Actinopteri; Cyprinodontiformes; Rivulidae
Gene: abat
Product: 4-aminobutyrate aminotransferase
Biological process (GO): GABA catabolic process
Cellular component (GO): mitochondrion
Molecular function (GO): pyridoxal phosphate binding
Source: RefSeq, a predicted model, not a curated record
GAGGCGGCGCCGGCCACAGUGCAGCUUCACAGCGGCUCUGACUCGCUGUGCUUCUCGCUCAGUCCUGCAGCGGAACACGUUGUUCUGUUGCCGGUUCUGCUGCUCCUGAUUCUCACCAGUCGGUGACUGGUUGGUCGCUGAGGGCACAUUUCCUCCAGACCGGUGCCAUGGCGACCUCCCUGGUCAGUCGUCAUCUCUCCUUGUUUCUGCAGAAGAACUUGAAACUCAGUGCUGCAGGGUGCAAGUAUGUGAGUAAGGCAGCAGCAAAGACCCAGGUUGAAUAUGACUACGAUGGACCUUUAAUGAAAACUGUAGUCCCCGGGCCCCGAUCACAGGAGCUGACAAAACAACUAGGAGACAUCCAGAAUGUUGGUGCCAUCAACUUCUUCUGUAACUACGAUGAGAGCAGAGGGAACUACCUGGUGGACGUGGACGGGAAUCGCAUGUUGGACAUCUAUACUCAGAUCUCAUCCAUUCCCAUUGGUUACAACCACCCUGCUCUCCUCAAGCUAAUGACCAACCCCAAUAAUCUGAGCGCAUUUGUGAACCGACCAGCGCUGGGAAUCCUGCCACCUGAGAAUUUCCCUGAUAAAAUCACAGAAAGUCUCCUCUCAGUGACUCCCAGUGGGAUGAGUCGUGUUCAGACGAUGACCUGUGGCUCCUGCUCCAAUGAGAACGCCUACAAAGCAAUGUUCAUCUGGUACAAGAACAAGGAGCGAGGCUACAGCACACCUUCUGAAGCAGACCUGCGCACCUGCAUGAUAAACCAGGCUCCAGGUUGUCCAGAUCUCAGCAUUUUGUCUUUUAUGGGAGGUUUUCAUGGAAGAACAAUGGGUUGCUUGGCAACAACACACUCUAAAGUCAUCCACAAACUAGACGUGCCGUCAUUUGAUUGGCCCAUCGCCCCAUUCCCCCGACUGCAGUACCCCCUGGAGGAGUUCAGCAGGGAGAACGCUCAGGAGGAGGCACGCUGCCUGGAGGAGGUGGAGGACCUGAUAGUGAAGUGGAGGCAGAAGGGGAAACCUGUAGCAGGAGUUGUUAUAGAACCCAUCCAGGCUGAAGGAGGAGACAACCACGCCUCCCCAAACUUCUUCAGGGAACUCCGCAACAUCGCUCGCAAGCAUGGCGCUGCGUUUCACGUGGAUGAAGUUCAGACUGGUGGAGGGUGCACCGGGAAGUUCUGGGCCCACGAGCACUGGGCCAUGGAUGACCCCGCUGAUAUUGUAUCGUUCAGCAAAAAGCUUCUGACUGGAGGCUACUUCUACAGGGAUGAGCUGCAGGCUGAUAAGGCCCAGUACCCCAGUGUUCUGAGCCGAGCUCGAGGACAGGGGACAUUCUGUGCUGUGGAUGCACGAGACGCUGCCACCCGAGACCGGAUCCUGCUGCAAAUGAGAAAUAAAGGUGUGCUCCUGGGAGGAUGUGGAGACUCAUCAAUCCGGUUCCGUCCAGCACUCAUCUUUAAGGAGUACCACGCCCACAUCUUCCUGAACAUCUUCAACAAUGUUCUGGCCCAGAACAAAUAGAAGCUGACCAGAGCGACAGGGAGGAGAGUUGGUUCAGAGAAGGUGGUGUGAGGGUGGGGAGAGAGAUGUAGGAAAGCAUGCUGAUCAAUCCCACAGACAUUCUUUUUGAAGGACCACACAGCCAGCUGUGGUCAUCUCCUUAGCCAGAGAAGGUACCUGGUGUUUGUCCUAUGACCUGUGCAACCUUUCAGAGCAGAGGUUGUUUAACAAAUUGUCGUUUUUUUAUUCAGAAAAUGUUUCUGAACUCAUUUGAUAUUUUGAUUCAUGUUGGCACACGUGCACUGACGUGAUGAUGGAGUCCCGACUGACGGCCCAUCAUAUCCGUAAAUCUAACACACCAUCUAAUUGACCGCCCCUCCAGUCAGCAGACAGCAGGUUCAAAUCAUCGCACCUUAGCUCACAGUGACAAAGAGCUUCAGGUGUCAGCAGGAAGACUCAGCCUGGGUUCAUGUUCCAGUAGCGUGUUUGUUGGUGUAGAACUUGAAACCGGGGGGCGUCUCAGUCAGCAGGACUUUGUCCGGUGAAAUUAAAUCUGAUGUCUGCACCGUUAAACCCGUCGUGAAGUGAAGGAAAAUCUUAAUUGAAUGUUGGGAAUUUCAUUCAAGGAGUUUUUGAGCUGUGGAAAAAUGUUUUUUCAUAGAAGCCAGUUUCAAAUAGUUAUGAUAAAAAGAAGCCAUGAAGAAUUUAGGCAGAUUUUUUUUUAUUGAAUUUCUGAGUGAUGAAGUUCUAUCUGAAUAUUUUGACAUGUAAAUGGAAACAUGACAACAUGAGACUGAAGUCAGUUUUUUUUUUAGUUUUGGCUUCUUGUACAGAUGAGUUGGACUCAAGCUGAGCUUAAAGGUCCACAGCUUUAAGGAGAACAUGUUUAGUUUAACAACCGUUCUAUUGUCUGAGGAGACCCAGGAGAAACCAGGCAGGAUAGAGGCCAGCAGGUCCAGGUUGUGGCUACACUUUUGAUUCCAACACAAAUUUUAAAUAUUGUUUAUUUAAAUCUUGUCUAAUCGAGCGUUUUAACAAAACGAUGACAACAGAACACAGAACAGUUCCCCGACACAGAUGCUGCCUGCAUCAAAUUUUACCUUAUUUUUGAAGGGCAUGGGGAUUUGACUGAGAUUCUGUAGUAGAACUAAACCAGAGGUUGUUUAUAGAAACAGCUCCAUGAAAACUGAAUGCUUGGGUGCUCGUGUGCCAACAUUGUGUCAUUUCCUGUUUCACAGACACACAAGUGGUCAAAAGAAGGAAAGGUCACCUGAAGCUGUCAGCCUGCAUGUGAUUUAACUAACUGUAAUGAAGAAUGGUUUGUGCUGAUCUGAAACUGGACCAGAACCAUGUUAUUCUAAACAGGACUGGAACGAUGCGGGAUGAUUUAGUGCCUGCAUGUGACCAGAUUAUUUCCUUCUGUUCAAUCCGCUGCAGAGAAUCAGAACUAAAACUAUCCACUCGCUUCUCGAUCAGUGAACUCCUUCUGUCAACAGAACAUGACCCAUGAAGCUGGCCAGAUGUAGAAGAAUUGUUCAUUGGAGGUAAAGGAACAUUUUGAACUUUCAUUGUUCAAUAGAUGUUGUACCUAAAGGAAAAGGUUUGUAAGCUCAAUCAUCCAGGUAGAUAAGUCACUAAAAAAGGUUAAAU